UCGAAAAGCGGAAUUUGCAAGAGUUGGAGAUGGAACCUCAACGUUAUUAGAAUACACUUCUUAAGGAAGUUCGAUAAACCAUUGGACUAAGCCUGUAGAUGUUACAGUUUACUUGCCAUAAAUAUGCUUUUCUUUCACCGAGCUUUUAACGGAAACAACAAAAGGUGAAAGUUAAUGGUAGCUGGCACAUGUGUAUUACGUUGUUGAUAGAAUGUGUACCUUCAUCAAGAAAAAAGUGAUGGGAAUAACAAAUUACAGGCAGCAACUUGGUAUCUUUAAUUAGUAAAGCAAACAGAGCAAUCUGAAAGAGGGGGAAAAGAGCAAAGUGAAAAGAAUAUGUUGAGUUCUAAACUUCAUAAUUUAGCAAAGGGAAAAGAAGCUUCACCUUCCAUUUUAUAUCAGCAUUCAAGUGAUGAGAUAUAUAUAUAGCCAAGGCCUCUGCUUUAUCAAGACAAAUGUGCCUAGAAAAGCUGAAAAUGUUAAGGGAAGAGCCAUCACCGGAAACCCGACUUCAAAUAUGCGAUGGUAAUGAGGAGGAAUUGCAUUUCAUGAGCAUCCGUGAGAAAGAGAAUUUCCGUUAUUUCAGAGCUCUGAAGAAAUCCUCAAACGACGACAGUGUUCCAGCUCAAUCUUCCAAAUCCAAGCCAUUAAUACAAAGGGUUCCAUUCACCCUAAGUGAAAAGAAGAAUUUUAAGAAAUAUUUUGAGCCAAGGGUGGUUGCAAUCGGCCCUCUCCACCAUGGUAACCGCAGGCUCCAGCCAGCGGAGAAAGCUAAGCUUAAACUUUCAGUGCUCUUCACAGAAGAACAUCGAGUUGCAGAACAUGUGUUAUAUAAAAAGAUUAAGCAGGAUAUAGGAUAUCUGAAGGAGUGUUAUAAGCCAGAGGAUAUAGAAGAUUAUGACGAUGAGGAACUCGCUUGGAUGUUUUUUGUGGACGGUUGUGCAGUAUUGAAAGCCAUACACUACAGUACUAAGUCUGAGCAAGAAAAGCAGAAGGAUGAGUUGAAUAUUAAAGUUGAUAUUCUGGCAUUUGCCCAAGUAGAUUUGUUCAUGCUGGAGAACCAACUUCCUUUCCGAGUCCUCGAGUUAUUGAUAAACUCAGUCCAUGAUGCAAAGGAUUUGAGAGAAUCAAUCGACGUGUUCAUUGAUAAUAAGAUCAAGAGAACAAUAGCAGAAGGGAAGAAAGGAAAGCCACGACAAGAUCAAGAUCACACUCAUCUUCUGGGGCUUUUGCGGGAAAGACUCUUGGCCAAAACCAACAACAAGAACGAAAGUACCAAGACCAUCAUUGGUAAGCUACUUCUUUCUUGUGGACCAAAACAACAACAAUGCCAUAAAACAUUUCGUAGCAUCAAUGAGCUGAAAGAAGCAGGGAUUCGUGUGACUCCUAGCGAGACAAGCAGCCUCCGAGACGUUAAUUUCUACGUUGGAUUUCUAGGAACUCUGAAGAUUCCUCGGAUCGUGGUGGACGACUCAACCGGUUCCAAGUUCAUGAACUUGGUAGCUUACGAAAUGUGUCCAGAUUUCAAAAAUGACUUUGCGGUCACCUCUUACUUAUGCUUCCUUGAUACUCUCAUCGACACCGCACAAGAUGUAAAGGAGUUGAGACAUGCAGGAAUGCUACUGAAUUACCUGGGCAGUGAUCAAGAAGUAGCUGAUCUUUUCAAUAAUAUAACCACAGAUUUGGUGCCUGAUCUCGAGAUGUACCAUGAUGCAACAGAUAAGAUACGUGAGUACUGCGACAAUCCAUGGACGACCUGCAUAGCCAAGGCGUAUUAUACUCAUUUCAGCACUCCAUGGAGUUUCCUUGGCUUCUUGGGAGUCUUAAUGGGUCUUCUUUUUACUGCUAUUCAAGCAUAUUACUCAAUGCGAAAAGCGACUAUGGGACAAAGGUAAAACAAUGUCCAUCUUUCUUUUUCCACAAGUGUGCUUUUUAACUUGUUUAAUUUUUCCUGUUAUAUAUGUAAAAGUAAGAUAUGAUUUGAGUGUAAUCAUGGGUGCUUGUGUUACUUAUUUAAUUUUUCCUGUUAUAUAUGUAAAAAUAAGAUAUGAUUUAAGU
Durio zibethinus is the source of this 2058-nucleotide messenger RNA. Its product is annotated as UPF0481 protein At3g47200-like. The record is from RefSeq and is a predicted model, not a curated record. NCBI's taxonomy places the organism in Eukaryota, Viridiplantae, Streptophyta, Magnoliopsida, Malvales, Malvaceae.